Sardina pilchardus (European sardine) is the source of this 2633-nucleotide messenger RNA. RefSeq lists its product as uncharacterized. The transcript has 4 exons. Bases 15 to 746 code for a protein of 243 amino acids. The record is from RefSeq and is a predicted model, not a curated record. NCBI's taxonomy places the organism in Eukaryota, Metazoa, Chordata, Actinopteri, Clupeiformes, Clupeidae.
GGAAAGGUGAGAAGAUGGAGACGCUGCCUUUGCUGAUGUCGGUUUUCCUAGUUUGCCUUGGUUCUUCGCAUCCCAACCCUGAGACAGUACUAGUGAAAGAGGGAGACACUGCCAUAUUGGGCCAACCUGACACAGUAUUGCCUUCCAUCAGCAAUAUCUACUGGUUUUAUCAUUCUAAUGGCAGACCCACCCUGAUAGUUAAUAGUGUGUGCUUUCGUGGCAACAUUAGCACAUUUUACUAUGGAGAAGCUAAGGAUAGACUACAGCUGGACAGGCACAGUGGCAAUCUCAUCAUCAAGAGUACCAAAGAGAGCAACUCAGGCACUUACAGAAUGGAAACCGAAAUUUCUACUGAACUUGAUAUUGAGCUGGUGAUAAAACUCCGGGUAUACGUUGCUGUGCCUAUGCCUGUGAUAUACCCAAAGAAGAAAAGUUCAAAAACCAACUGUACUGUCGUGUGCUCUGUGAAGAAUGGGAGAGAGGUGAUGCUGUCCUGGUCCAAAGGGAAUGUGAAGUUCUCCAACAUCAGCAGUCUGAAUCUUAGCACUAACCUGUCCUUGCCUCUGUAUGUGGGUGCUGAGGAGAAGGACUGGGCCUCCUACAGAUGCAUGGCCUCCAACCUUUUCAGCCAAUCCACAACCAUGCUCACUUAUCUGUGCUCCAGUGGUUCCUCUAAUAUCGGGUGCUUUCUCUCACUUUUUUGCUGUGCUUUGCUUUUCUUCUACAUGACAUUAGAUGCUUUUUAACUCAAACAGACCCUAAACAAACUCCGAUUUAUCUGAAAUUAAACAGCCUCAAUACAAACAGGAACACAUAAAUAUCAUCACAUUAUUCCACAUUAUUUUUAAAUACUUGAUGGGUGUAGCUCUCUCCUACAUUUCUGACACUCACAUUGCAUACCUGUCAGAUCCCUAAGAUCCUCAGGUAAAGGGGUAAUACCCAGAAUUCAGCACAUGAUGCCUUUUGUAUCUUUGUCAAUGCUCCAACAAUGUAUUCUUUUAAAAUCAGGCUAAAAACAUUUAUUAUGACCGCCGCUAGCAUAACUAGCGUAGCGGUCAUAUAGUUAUUGUCAAAGUUUUUUUUUCUUUCUUUCUUUUUUCCCCCCGUCAUCUACUUCCUGAAUUUUUGGUCAACGAUUCCCGGGACACUGUAAUACCAGGGCACAUGAAACAUGGUGGGCAUGUAGCCCCAGUGGACUUUUAUGGACAUUUUUUGUUUGGUCCUCGGGGGCCACUCCACCCACGUGCUGGCCCCCCCAAAAUCCAUGGGGGGCUAUAAAAUAAACUGGAAAUGUGCAUCUCCGUGGAGGAGCUGCAAGAGUGGGGUUGCUCACCAGGGGGCAGUGUUGGGAGUAACAGCGUUUAAGUAUAACGGCGUUACUAACGGCGUUAGUUUGUCAGUAACGAAGUAAUCUAAUUAAUUACUUUUCUCAUCGUUGCAACGCCGUUGUUACUGAGAAUUUAAAGCGUUGCGUUACAAUUUGGCUGAAUGAAGCGUGUUCACUGGAUAGGAUCAUAUAGGAUGGAAUACCCUCCCCUGAGCAAAUAAAUAAAUGUAUAUUAGCCCAAUCACCCUUGACAGACUAGGCUAUAGCUACCUAGAUACUGUACAUCAAAGGGGAAUCUGGAAAUAAUUUUACUAUAGGCCCACUUCAUAUCCAACUUCAGGAGGGGAAAGAAGACUUGAUUAGGCUACUCACCAAAUCCAAGCCAUUUCAUUUCUGCACAUAGGCUACGUAAGGGAUAAUCAACGACGCCCCGUGCGUUUCUAGGAAAAUAAUGCACGUUCGAAGUGGUAAUAAGGACCCAACACCGCAGGCGGAGGGAACUUUACACUUCGAUAAGUGCAUUAUUUUCCUAGAUACGCACGGCGUGGAGUUGAUUAUCCCGCUUAUACCAGAAACUUUUAGCUGCCUGGCAAUCUCCCUCCAUCCCUUGGCUCCUUUAUUCAGGUUUUUGUAGUCUUUCGCCGAUGUGUCAUAUAGAUAUGUCCUGGCUUCAACCAGUUGGAUGAGUUUAAAAACGUCCAUGUCUAGGCGACGCGAUGCGACUAAAAUAGGAAUGGACAAAGCGACAAAACGGGGUUAAAGAAGUCGCUUAGCAACGCGACUUGUCGCGUUCAGUCGCAUCGCAUUCAGUCAGGACAUUCCAAUUGAAAAUUCAGCGAUGGAAUUGAUUUUGUCGCACGCAUUCGGUCGUGUCGCUUGCAGUUAGGACACGGUGUUAUAAGUCCAAAAGAAGGGAACUACUGUAUUUCAUAGCCGUGCGGUAUAUUUAAGCAAUAUAGCACGAGUGGGAGUGGGUUGUUGCUGGAUAUUCCCACGGGUGUUGUUCGGCCGUAGCCUCGAGGCCGGAGGCCUCACACCGAGUGGUGUAGGCAACAAUUUUCCUAUUUUAGAAAGUGUAUCUUAUGCCUGACUUUUAUUCUUGUUAUUUGUAUUUUAUUAUGUAUUGUAAAGCACUUUGUGAUUUUAUCUGUGAAAAGUGCUAUACAAAUAAAAUACUUACUUACUUACUUACUAACUUUGUGUUUUAUGUAUAAUACUGAUGGGCUUUAGUUUUUAUGGAAAAGUCUACUAGAACUAUGUUUUGAUGUUGUCAUUCUAUAAAUAUUUUACAAUACUUUACUAUGCU